Molecule: messenger RNA, 5122 nt
Organism: Aphis gossypii (cotton aphid)
Lineage: Eukaryota; Metazoa; Arthropoda; Insecta; Hemiptera; Aphididae
Product: solute carrier organic anion transporter family member 74D-like
Exons: 12
Coding region: 576-2618 (680 amino acids)
Biological process (GO): transmembrane transport; sodium-independent organic anion transport
Cellular component (GO): membrane
Molecular function (GO): protein binding
Source: RefSeq, a predicted model, not a curated record
CGGUGGCUCGUGACCUCAUAGCGCGCCUACCGACUUGCCGCGGUGCACUCGGCCCGAACACAGUCAGCGGGCAUCGCGCGCGCCGUUCUUAUCCGGACGAGAUAAAAUAUAUAAUAUUUUUUAUAAUACUUGUAAAUUAAUAUUUAACACGGUACCUAUACCUCCUAUACUCUGCCAGUACCUACCGUCAAAAGUGUGUCGUGUGUCUUUGAUUUUUCUUUUUUUGGUUUUGGCCGUGGCGGAGGAGACGAUGACGACAACGACAUCACAGAAUAUCGCCGCAACAGUGUCGUAUUCGGGCAACGCACCGUCGGUUCUCCAUAACAGUGUUAUUAAUGUCUUUAUAAUAACAAAACUCGGUUCGUUAUCGUACCUCGGUGGUGUACACUGAAGAAACGUCGUUCACGCGAGAGUGCAGCUGCAGGCCCGGUCGGGAAAGAAGAAUAUAUUAUUAUAAUUUACAAACAGGAUCAUCUGGCUGCAGUCUAUUCGUAUUCGGUGUAUUAUAUUAUUUAAUAUAAUAAAGUUAUUAAUCAGUAUAGCGGUCGUGGUAAUAACCGAAGACCGCGGACGAGAUGACCAAUCCGUAUUCCCGCCCAACGGUACAGCCACACAUCGAAGAUCUGCCGACCGAUUGCGGAUUGCAGUGGCUGGGAUAUUCAUUAUGUCGGUCUUGGAUUAGAUGCGCUACAGCUGGAAAAUAUUUAACUACCCUAACACUGUUUGUUUUCUUCCAAACGGCAUCACAGAGAUAUUUUUUUUCAACUUUAGAAUCGAGAAGUUAUAAUAUACCUAAAGAUAUAACAAAUUGGCUAUGGAUUCUCAGUGGAUUUGUUCAUUUGACAUUGUCUACAUACGUUGGAUACCGAGGGGGUAAACGCAACAAGAAUUCGUGGAUUGCAUUUUUUGGAAUCUUGCAAGGGAUUUUUGCCGUCUUACUAGCAUUGAUUAAUGCGUCCGAUCACUAUAGCUUUCAACGGCCAUCAGCUUUAGUUUUAGCCACUUUGGAUACGCCACUAUGCGACUCCAUUCAUGGCGCCCAUGUAAAAGAACCUUACGUCCCGUUUCACUUGGUAAAAACUUCAGUAUUGUUCUUGCUCCAACUCAGCAUGUCUUUGGGAAGCACAGCCCUAUUGGCAUUAGGCCUAGGUCUACUCGAUGAAUCGGUAACUCCGACCAAAAUACCGGCUUGCAUAGGUGUGGUCAUCGGUUCAUCACUGCUGGGACUCCAAACGGGGUUGAUGGUGGGAAAAUUUGCAUUCCACGUAAGCGCAGACUUUAAUUUGGCUGGUGAUAUCGUGUGGCUCAUUAUUGGUUUGAUUUUGAUGGUUGUAUCUUUCAUCGUGGCUUUAUACCCAAGUAGACUGGUCACUAGCCAAGCUUCGACGUUAAUACGCAACAGCCCAAUUUAUAGAAACAACAGAUACGAUUUCAGGAGCACGCUUGGAAGAAUUUUCAGUAAUAAGUUGAUUUUAUCCAAUAUUGCUGCCAUUGCUUGUGUGUACACAGUAUUGAUCAAUAUGUUGUACGAAGAACCUAAUUACAUGGAAUCGGUGUUUUUCGUACCCAAACACACAACAGAUGCAACUGAUCAAAAUACCAUAAUCAUAGAUUAUUUGAGAUAUCCUUUGGCAGCAGUUUGCGUGUUUUUAUCUGGCGUAUUAAUAUGCAUUACACAGCCAAGAGCUACGUUGUUGGCCGCCUGGAACAUUGGCAUAAUUUGUGUUGUGACUAUAUUAGUUUUCACUAGCAUGUUCUUACGGUGUUCCAAAAUACAAGUACACAAUCAAAUAACACAUAAGUCUGAUUUAAACGAAUUUUGCAAUAAGGAUUGCAAUUGUCCGGACAAUAUUCCAUUUGAACCGGUUUGUUCGUCAAACAGCCAUAUAGUCUAUUACUCACCCUGCCACGCUGGUUGCAGGACUCAGGAUCUAUAUUCUAGACAGGAGUACGUCGGGUGUGCUUGCGUUCAAACCGAAUCCGCUAGCAAGCGUGCUUGUUAUGAUCAUAACUGCCACCAAAUGAACGUUGGGUAUCAAUCGAUUUCAGUGUUGAUUCUGUCACUGUUGGGCACGUGUAUAGUUGGCACAAUCAUUUUAUUGCUCAGAAGCGUAGAACCUGAUGAUCGCACCACAGCUUUGGGAUUCGCAGUGACUUUCAUUUGUUUGAUGGGACAUGUGCCCGGAAAAAUACUUUACAUAUUUGUUGGAAAUUUAACGUGUAUUUUGUAUGACAGCAACGAUCAAUGCCGGUUAAAUGGCUCAGCAACGUUUUCAACCUACCUUAGUCUGUCUAACAUAUGUAUACUUAUGACAUCAGCAGCACUCUAUGCGUGUGUGUGCUUAAUGUCAAGGCCAUUACGUCCGUAUGGAACUUCUGAUUCCGCGAAAAAAUUUAUCGUUAACUCAGUAUCGAGUCCGUUGAGUCCGUUAGCACCGCCAGGAUUUGAAGAAAGAGCACCCACGCCGACCAGAAAACCUCCGAAAAGAAGACCGUCUGAUUUAUCGUUUUCUGCUUCAAAUACUAAUAUUGAUUUUACUAGGCAUACAGACGACUAUUCUCCCAGGAGUCCCGGAACAACGCUUAGAGAAGGGGGCGUUUUAACUACAUUACUAUAAUAAACUUUCAUGAAAAAAUGUGAACAGUGAACACACAUUAACUACGAAGGAGAUAUUAUGUGAUUUGAAUAUCCAAUGGCUCAGAUCGAUCACUGAUACGUAUGCAUCAUGUAUAAUAUAUAUAUAGUUUAUAGGUAUAUAAUAUAUAUUAUAUUAUACUCCAGGUGCCUCAGUAAGCGUAAACAAAAUCAAAAUUAAUUAUGCCAUACUAUUUAAUUUAAAAAUAUACUACGUACCAAUCUAGUCUAUGGCUUAAGCUCUAUAAUAGAGGAUAUAACAAUUUGGUCCUAACUCCUAAUCUAUUAAACUUAAUAAUAAAACUAUGCGAGUUCAAAAAGAGAAAAAAAUUUAAGAAUAACGAAACUCGUGCUUACUCGAUUAAAAGUUGUAUUAAUGGUACGAAAAUAAUCAAAAUUUAUUAACAUUUUUAAAGGUAUACCUAUAAUAAUAUAAUAAUGAAAUAAUAACGGUAAUAUAUGAUACUCAUGUUUCAAUUAAUAAAUUAUGAAUUUAAUUGAAUUUAAAGUUAUACAAUCUGUAAUGAAUAACGAUUGACAUUUGGUUGUAACCACUACAUGUAUUGUUUGGAUAAAAUACGUACCUAUGUUUAAUUAUAAUUUUUUUAUGCAUAAUAUUUUAUCACGAAUUUUAUUUUAAGUUAAUCUCUUAUAAUAUUUACAAAAUAAAAUAGGUAUUUUAAUUUUUCAAUAUUAAUAUGUAUCUGUAAUUAACCGACUGCCUAUAAUUUAUAAUGUAUAAACGUAAUUAUUGGCUGUAUUGUUCAAAUCUAUCAUAAAAAUAAUUAAUUGUAUAAUUGAUAAUAACUUUAAUUUAUUAUGAGUACCUAUGCUAAUCAAUAAGCAUUAAAUUAUAACUUAACAUAAUUUAUCAACAAAUAUUUUGUUAAAACCAAUACUAGAUACAUUUUAAAUUUUAAAUUUUAAAUAACAAAAUAUUGUUUUCUUAGACAGUUUAGUUUAUUAAAAACUACAUGACAAAUAAAUCUAAAAUAUUUAUUAUUGAAAAUCUAUAAUAGUAAAUACCUAUUGAUUGUUUUAUAUAAUAAUUAUAAGGAUUUAUUUACAAAUCAAAGUACUAAAACUAUUUUAAAAGAAUUAAUAAAAUAGAUAAUCCUUGCAGUUAAUUCUAUAAUCUAGUUUAAUAAGACAAAUAGGUACUUACAUGAAGUUUGAACAUAAUCUUUUUAACUGUUUUUUAUACUCAUGUGUUAUGAUAAAAUAUGUUUCAAUUUGUGUUCAUAUUCAAACAUAUUAUGUAUAAUUAAUUAUCGUUAAUUUUUAUCUGUUUUUAACCAUUCCUUGUAAAAUAAUUAAUUAGCUAUACCUUAAUUUAUAUGAUUGAUUUAGAUAAAAGAAUUGAUAUAUGGUUUUAAGCAUCACGUAUUCACGUUAAGUUCAUUUAAGUUCUGUACUUAUUCAAAAUGUAAGCAUAAAGGUAACAGCUUUAAUCAUUAUCAAUAUAUUAUAUAAAUAAUUUUGCUAUGUUAGCAUAAGUUUAACUACUUUGUAAAUAUGAUCAAGAAAAUUGUUAUUAAAUCAUUAGUUACUCAAAGUUACAUUAGUCUGAAAAAAUGGAUCAUUAGACAUUGCAAUAAUUUAGUAAGUAUGUAGUAAUAUUUUCUAAAACCUGUUAAUUUUAUUAAAUUUACAUUGAUAUUUAUUAAAUAUUGUAUUUUCGUUACAUGAGGAUUUCCAUACCCAAACAUAUUAUAUCUAUGUUGUUGAUUUUACACAAUUCUAGUCAAUAGUUCUUUUUCAUACUAUUUAUUUUUUUUAAAGGGAUCAAAGUGUUUAGCUUUGACUAAAUUAGGCCCUUAUUUAAUUAAUUAAUAUUAUGUGUUAAUACAAUAUUGAAUAUACUAUAAAAAUAGAGUAGAUAUUUACUAUUAAUAUUACCUGACUACUGUGUAAUUUAUUAUUAGAGUUCCAUUUAUUUUUAAAAUUAAAAUAACCUUAAUUUACUACUUAUAUUUUCAAAUUUUUAAUAUGACACGUGACUUUAUUGAGGUAAUUUACAACACAAAUUAUAUCAUUGUGAAUAUUUGAUGUUUGGUACUUUCAUCGUUACAAAAUAUAUAUUAUUUAGUAAUUAAACAAUAAUAUUUAUCAUAAUAAUAUAAUUGUAAUUACAAAUAUUUAAAUAAUCAUGUCGACAUGAUGAAAUUAUGAAAAAUUAAAAGAUAUUUUCCCAAAAAUAAUAUUAUGCAUUAUUUUAAUAAUUAUAGUUUAAAGCUUACCAAAAUGUUAAUAAUAAAUUUAUAUGAUUCAUUCUGAAUUAAAUUUUUAACCAAUUACUGUGACGAAAAUGUAAAUUUAAUAUUUAUGGGUUUAUUUUUAAUGUUUACUUACUUUUGUUAUUUUCUUCUUGUUUUAAAAUAUAAUUAUAUUUUUGUGACAUUUUAUAUUAAUAUAUACCUACUUUUUUUGUAAAGUAUUAAUGGUAAUUUUAGAUGUAUUUAAAAAUAUAUUAUGUAUAAAAAAGAA